AAUCAUGGCUGACCAGAGAGACACGAUUUUAAUCACUGGAGAGGAGCUGACACCGGAACAAUUAAUGGUUCUUGGAAAGGGUGGUGCAAUCAUUGAGCUGUCAGCUGAUGCAUUGUCAAGUGUCGAACGAUCGAAGGAGGUCAUAGACGCUAUACUCAAUGACGACACCAGAGUAAUAUAUGGCGUAAACACUGGAUUUGGAGAGCUGAAAUCAGAAGUAAUCCCAAGAAACAAACUUUGUGAGCUACAAGAAAACCUUAUCCGAUCACAUGCAUCUGGAGUAGGAGAGCCGCUGAGUCCUCAAAAGACACGUAUGUUGAUGGCGAUUCGAAUCAAUGUACUGGCCAGAGGAAACAGCGGAAUAUCUGUUGAAACAUUGCAACGUUUCAUAGACGCUUUCAAUAAAUCCCUUUUACCAUACGUACCCGAAAAGGGCACAGUUGGUGCUUGUGGUGACCUGGCGCCGUUGGCACAUCUGUCUCUAGGAAUGAUGGGAGAAGGAGACAUGUGGAACCCAGAUACAGAACAGUUUGGUAAUGCAAAUGAGGUACUGGAAUCGCAUGGACUGCAGGCGAUAGAACUUGGCCCCAAAGAGGGUUUAAGUCUCAUCAAUGGUGCCCAGUUGAUAACAGCCAUUGGAACAUUAGCUUUAGAAAAAGCAAAAGCUAUUGCCAGACAAGCCGAUGUGGUUGCAGCCAUAACUUUGGAUGUGUUUCAAGGCACUAAUGCUGCUUUUGACCAACGUAUCCAUGAUGCAAGACCACAUAUUGGUCAAGUGAAAGUAGCACGCAGAUUUAGAUCGCUCAUCCAUUCCAAGGUGUUUCCUUCCCAGAUAUUUGAGUAUUAUGAGUCACACAAGAAGGUUCAGGACAACUAUUCGCUCAGAUGUAUCCCACAGGUCCAUGGUAUUGCAAAUGACACAAUUGACUUUGUUUCCGGAAUUCUGACUACCGAAAUGAAUUCUUCAACCGACAACCCUUUGGUAUUCAUUAAGGAGAAAGAAAUCAUAUCAGGGGGCAAUUUCCACGGAGAGUAUCCGGCAAAGGCACUGGACUACUUGGCAAUUGGUAUUCAUGAAAUUGCUAAUAUGAGCGAACGUAGAAUAAAUAGAAUGUGUAACCGAAGUAAGUAUGAGAUUCCCGCAUUUCUGGUCAAAGACAGUGGUCUGAAUUCGGGUUUUAUGAUCGCUCAUUGCACUGCUGCGGCUUUAGUGUCUGAAAAUAAAGUCUUGACGCACCCAUCGUCCGUGGAUUCCAUUUCAACCAGUGCUGGGUCUGAAGACCACGUAUCAAUGGGUGGAUUCUCUGCAAGAAAGGCGCUGACCGUGGUAGAACACGUGGAACAAGUUAUUGCCAUUGAACUACUAGCUGCUUGCCAGGGACUUGAAUUCUUGAAGCCUUAUAAGACUACUAAACCAUUACAGGCUGUUUAUGACUUGGUGCGUACAGUGGCUAAACCUUGGGAUAAAGAUCGUUUCAUGGCUCCUGACAUUAAUGCUGUCACAAAACUUCUGCAAGAAGAAAAGGUAUGGGCGUGUGUGGAGCCAUAUAUCCAAGAUUACAAUAAAACUAUGGACGUAAAAGACCACAAAGAGUAGAUGUAUGAAGCGAAGAAGUUAUUGUAAUAUUUUAGUGCUAUAUAAAUAUUGUGCUAAUGUUAAACUUUUUUAUUAAUACAUUCUGUAAUAUAUAUGGCUAAUGCAAUUUUAAAUAAACAGAAAUAUGUUAAUUACAUUGAUCAGAUGUAAAA
Molecule: messenger RNA, 1749 nt
Organism: Saccoglossus kowalevskii
Lineage: Eukaryota; Metazoa; Hemichordata; Enteropneusta; Harrimaniidae
Product: histidine ammonia-lyase-like
Biological process (GO): L-histidine catabolic process
Cellular component (GO): cytoplasm
Molecular function (GO): histidine ammonia-lyase activity
Source: RefSeq, a predicted model, not a curated record